Molecule: messenger RNA, 582 nt
Organism: Funneliformis mosseae
Lineage: Eukaryota; Fungi; Glomeromycota; Glomeromycetes; Glomerales; Glomeraceae
Source: the annotation of a GenBank genome assembly
AUGAGAAAUUGGUCUUGUCAUCGUAAUCCUUUUGCGAAAAUUAGUCGGGAACUAUUGCCUCAAUUUUCAGCGCGUCAGAUUGGUCACUAUUGGCGUAACGUUCUUCGUCCAGCUCUGAAUCAUGGGCCCUGGGUCAGAAAUGAACGACCGUAUAUCAUUCAUUGGAUAUUACAUAAUCGGUCGCCAAAUGGAAGGAUUGAUUGGAAGAUUUUGCGGCAAGUAUUGGAAAGUAGAUUUGGAAUAUUAAGAUCCGAAAACCGCAUUAAAAAUUUCUGGUACACAAAGAAAAGGCGUUUACCUGACGAAUUUGAUCAAAAUUCAAUCGACCCCAACAUCUUGGCUUACAUCGAAGGUAAUGGCACUCCUGUCGCGUCAAAUCCAGAAAAUUCUCACAUGAAUAUUGAUUAUAUAUUAAAUAAUCAUGAUGAGAUUGAUCCGGCACCUCCUGCCGUACCCGUCGCACCUACCUCAGUUCACCCUUUUCACCCCCCUGAUGACUUUCGCAUGAAGAUUCCUUUUAUUCUCAACGAUCAUGAUAAUGAUGGCAUGAAAUUCACAGGAUCUACCUCUGAUCUCGUGUAA